AUAAGUGUCAUUAUCGAUUAUGUUUGCGGAAGAAGACAAUAAGAACAAAGGAGAAACCAGAUCGAGGCGACUGUGAUUACAAUAAAAGUCAUCAGCAAGUUUGAAUUGUCGAAGCUGUGUGCUGUUGCAUGAAAAACGAUCAAGGAUGGAGGAAAAAGAACCGAUCGCGUCUCAACCGCAGAGUGUUUCGUCUUGUGAUGGAAUUGUUAAAGGCAAAUGCGUACAGUUGCUUGAGAAUACUGAUCGUUUGAUAAUACAACGAAGGGUCCAGGACAGCGAAGCAUGGCACUCUCCGAACACAUAUUGUAUCGCAACUGACGAGAAGUCAUUGGACAAUCCUCUGUUGAUGGUUAAUGAGGAGGCUUCAAACAACAUGGUAUUGAAGGCGCUGUUCUGUUGUAAUCAGAGAGAAUGUGAUCUUCGAGUCACUGACUCAAGCGGAACAACAAUCAUGUGGUUGGAACACCCUAAAAACUGUAACUGGCCGAUCCUUUGUCCAUCCUGUACCCCCGGGAUGAUUGUACGCUCGUCCAGUGGAAGAAUACUCGGCUACGUCAAUCAUUCGCCAAGGGACACUUGUGGCAGCUGUUUACCCCCGUCUUUGUAUUAUGAUGUUCAUGAUUCAGAAAACCGUCAACUUUUGAAGAUCGAGGGUCCUGCAUGUAAAUUCGAGUGUUGCACUACUACGACUUUCAGGAUAUUUUCAUCCAAGUGGAAUUCAUACAUUGGGGAAAUAGGCCAUGAGUGGCAAGGAACUUGCGAUGGAAUUUUCAGUUGUUGUGUUUCUCCAGACACUGAUAAAACCACAAUGACUUUCCCACGUGAAAUGGGUGCUAAUGAAAAAGCUCUUCUUUUGGGAGCACUUGUUUUAGCUCAUUUAAACUAUUUUGAGCAAAUGUAAGAAGACUUUGACGAACAUAAAAAAAUAUGCAGGAAGAAUGUAUCAUAAUCGUACGAAUUGUUGGUCUAUUUCAUCUGAUUAAGAGUUUCCUUAAUCCAUUUGUAUAUACAGAGUGAACCAGAAAUAUUUUGGUUCGCGUAAAAUUGAUAAAGAAAAUUACGGUGAACCAAGAGAUGGAAUAACAAUUCCCGAUAAAAGUUGAUAUUCUGUGAUCCAAACAGUUUUUAUUGAGUACUACACAGAACUCUAACGCCCUGUUUUUUUCGUUCAUUUAUCCAAACGUGAUACAAUCUCAGCUUCCACUAACAGUUAUGUUUUGUACGAAUUUGAAAUAGCUACCUGAAUACCUUCAAUGUAUCUAUGCAAAAAAAUUUAGUGUAAGUCAGUUUUAACUGCUAAAUUUAGUGAAGGAAAAAUUCCUUUGCGAUAAAUGAAGUUUUCAAGUUUCUUAAGAUAAGAUAUACUUUGUGUCCCAAUUGUGCUGAACAUUUUGUAUUUGAUUUCACGAGGCUUUUCCCUGGAUACGAGGAUUGAGCCUGUAUUUGAUUAAAAUUGAUUAGAUUUUAUAUAUAUUUCAGAUUUAAAUUUAGCACGAUAGGUGUAUCAACGUUAUUUCUGUAAAGAUGCAAAUUUUUGGCACUUUUUAUCCCAUUGAGUUCUUACUUCAUACAUUAGAGCCUAAAACUAUUCCGAAACCUGUACUGCAAUACCAUGGAAACCAGGUAUCAAAAAUCAGCAGAUGAAUCGCUUGCAUAAUUCAAAACUGCGAUGUAUUACAGCUAAAAUAUGAUAAAUUUUUACUAAGGGAGAAAGUAUGUCAACCAAUCAGCAAGAUCAUUUUCAAGCUUUCCUCCUCUAGUGUUUUUAUCUCUAUACCCCUAGGUUUGCUAAGGUAGAGUUCUUUAAAGAAGUAAGCAACUCCGUUAAGCCAAAUUUUUGUUGUCCUUCCAUUGUGGUUUUAUAGCCUCUCUUGUAAAGUUAAUUCAAUUGAAUUUUAAUCAUAGUUCUUUCAGCUACGAUUGGAAAACUUAAAACCGUAAAUGUGGUCGUUUUUGUAAAUGAUUACAAUCUAGAAUAUGUGAUUUUUAAUCAAUAAAUACUGACUAUUUUUGUGAUUUUUGUAAAUUUAUUUAGAGAUUGUUUUUGCUGCUGAUUUUGUCCAUAUAUUUGUUUCGAUGUGAGACGAUGCGGCAACUAUAAGUCUUGUUAUGUAGAUGAUUAUGUUGAAUCCUAUUGUUUUGUAAUUUGCCAGAUCAAAAUAAAUUGAUUUACUGCUGGUGAAUCGUUCCGACGCUUUUCAAUA
Messenger RNA from Rhopilema esculentum, 2204 nucleotides. Its product is annotated as phospholipid scramblase 2. Gene Ontology annotation, molecular function: phospholipid scramblase activity. Gene Ontology annotation, biological process: plasma membrane phospholipid scrambling. The record is from RefSeq and is a predicted model, not a curated record. Gene Ontology annotation, cellular component: plasma membrane. NCBI's taxonomy places the organism in Eukaryota, Metazoa, Cnidaria, Scyphozoa, Rhizostomeae, Rhizostomatidae.